Messenger RNA from Oncorhynchus gorbuscha (pink salmon), 1279 nucleotides. RefSeq lists its product as uncharacterized. Bases 228 to 890 code for a protein of 220 amino acids. The transcript is spliced from 3 exons. Lineage: Eukaryota; Metazoa; Chordata; Actinopteri; Salmoniformes; Salmonidae. The record is from RefSeq and is a predicted model, not a curated record.
UCUACUCCUAUGAGCUGUGCUGUCUGAAGGGCUGCUUUUUCCCAUGAAUAAUGUUCCCUAUGUGUACUGUCUGUGUCUGUGUUAAUACCAUGAGGUGUCAGUGUUGUGCUACGGCUGGUUAAUAGCAACAACCUCCUUCCUCUGAUGCAGACGGGGAGGUGCAGACUGAUGAAGGCCCUUUAGAGGAUGCAGACCUGUCACCACACAGUGACCUGUCCACUGAAGAGAUGCCAACGGAGGACAGUAAAACUACUGACACAGAGGAGAGUCCAGAGGGAGAAAAAGUUGAAGAGGAGGAGACUGCAGUAGCUGAGAACUCCACCGAGGAACAAGGUGAUAACAACGAAGAUGUUACUAAAACCACAGAGGAACAAGGUGAUAACAACGAAGAUAUUACUAAAAUCACUGAGGAACAAGGUGAUAACAACGAAGAUGUUACUAAAACCACAGAGGAACAAGGUGAUAACAAGGAAGAUAUUACUAAGAGGAUUACCACAGAGGAACAAGGUGAUAACAAGGAAGAUAUUACUAAAACCACUGAGGAACAAGGUGAUAACAACGAAGAUGUUACUAAGAGGAUUACCACAGAGGAACAAGGUGAUAACAAGGAAGAUGUUACUAAAACCACCGAGGAACAAGGUGAUAACAACGAAGAUGUUACUAAAAUCACCGAGGAACAAGGUGAUAACAACGAAGAUGUUACUAAGAGGAUUACCACAGAGGAACAAGGUGAUAACAAGGAAGAUGUUACUAAAACCACUGAGGAACAAGGUGAUAACAACGAAGAUAUUACUAAAACCACAGAGGAGGACUCAGACAGUGUGGUUGGUGAGAAGAGCCUGGAGACCAAGCUACAGGGAAGUCUGGAGAACCUGGUCCUGGAGAAAUGAAGGAUGGAGAGGGGAAGGGGAGAGAGAAGGAGUAGGAUGAGGCACCGGAUAAAGCUGAGGAGGUUGGAGAAGCAGGGGAUGACGGUCCAUCUUCAACAGAUGGAAAAUAGUAGAAAGAGAAAGUGGAUAGAGGAAGACGAGAUGAAUCGUACCAUGUGGAAAAGAAAGAUGAGGAGGAAGUAGACAAGGAACCUGGAACUGAGACAGAUUCUGAGACAGAGGAGGGAGGAAGUAGAUAAGGAACCUGGAACUGAGACAGAUUCUGAGACAGAGGAGGGAGGAAGUAGAUAAGGAACCUGGAACUGAGACAGGAUAGAGAUAGAUAGAGAGGUGAUCCUUCAGAGACAGGAGAAGAUAGAGAGGUGAUCCUUCAGAGACAGGAGAAGAUA